Molecule: messenger RNA, 276 nt
Organism: Sphaeroforma arctica JP610
Lineage: Eukaryota; Ichthyosporea; Ichthyophonida
Exons: 2
Coding region: 1-276 (91 amino acids)
Cellular component (GO): mitochondrion
Source: RefSeq, a predicted model, not a curated record
AUGAUUGUCCGGCCGCCUUCAAAGGAGUACCCCGAUGGAUCGCUGGGCAUGUUGGAUGCCGGUAUUGUGGUUGAGUUGAGCGAACGCGACAACCGGAACUUCUUUACGUUGUUCGAGGCGAUAGCCUACGGGAACGGAAAGCAUGCAGGUUAUCUGAUGCUGGACAACGCCGAAGAGGAGGACUGCGACGAACCCGAGGAGUUCGCUGCCAGGAUAGCCGAGCUAGUGUCUAUGGUACACAAAAGCACACUGUCUUUACAAGAGGUGAGCGUAUAA